AUGUCGCUGUCGCGCUCGCCGUCGCCCCAGCCGGGCGGCGGCUGGGCGAGCCCGGCACUCAGCACGCCCUCGCCCUACGCCAGCGGCAGCGUGAGCCCGCGCGUCGGCGGCAGCUUCACCACCACCAACGGGAGCCACAAUGUGACCUGGGGCUCUGCCCAGGCCCGAAGCGACGAGGUGCGCAGCUACAGCUCGCGCUUCAAUCCGCGCGGCGGCGCCAGCGGCGCCGGCUUCUUCUCGUCCCACCUGCGCCGGUUGUCGCAAGGUCUUCCGUUCGCGCACACCCCCAGCGGCGCGUCCGCCGAGAAGCAGAAGCUCGAGCGCAACAAGUGGGCGCCGCGAAAGACGGGCGCGCUGGGCGGCGUCCCCUCGUGGAUCGUCGGGAGGCUGCGCUUCAUGAAGUUGCGCUUCGUUCUGGUCCUGGCCGUUUUGUUCAUCUUCGCCCUCACCUAUUUACCCCCUUUCAACAACGUCUACAACCACGCGCUCGGCGGAGGGAACAAAUUCGUGAUAAUAUUGGCCGCAAACGUGGGCGGGGGCGUCAUGGAGUGGAAAGGACCGCGCGAAUGGGCGAUUGAGCGCGACAGCGUGAAGAACAAGAAGAGAUAUGCGCGCAAGUGGGGAUACGAGCUGGAGAUCGUCGACAUGAGCACCAAAAAGCGAUACGCACACGAAUGGCGCGAGAGCUGGGAGAAGGUCGACACCAUCCGGAACGCCAUGCGCAAAUAUCCCAAGGCGGAAUGGUUCUGGUGGCUCGAUCUCAACACCUUCAUCAUGGAGCCCUCGUAUUCGUUGCAGGAGCACAUCUUCAAGGAUCUGCAGGCAAGCACUUACCGCGACGUCAACGAAUACAACCCCCUCAACAUUUCGCACCCUCUCACCGAAGAAUGGCUCGACCCUAUUUCACGCUCCGUCGAUGGCGACGGUAGCCCUGAAUCCAUCAAUCUCAUCGUACCGCAAGAUUGCGGCGGCUUCAACCUUGGCUCCUUCUUCGUCCGUCGCAGCGCAUGGACCGAUCGACUCAUGGACAUCUGGUGGGACCCGGUGCACUACGAGCAGAGACACAUGCAAUGGGAGCACAAGGAGCAGGACGCGCUGGAAUACAUGUAUCAGAACCAGCCAUGGGUGCGGUCCAACAUGGCCUUCAUCCACCAGCGCAAGGUCAACGCCUUUCCACCGGGCGCCUGCUCCGACAACGGCCUCGACCCACGCAUCCACUACAGCGAGGAGGACCGCGACUUCGUCGUCAACAUGGCCGGCUGCGAGUGGGGCCGCGACUGCUGGGGCGAGAUGUACUCGUACCGUGAGCUGAGCAAGCGCCUCAAUGCCGGCUGGUGGGACGGCUUCAAGGCGUGGAUGACCGGUGAGGUUGGCCGGUUCCGUGGCGGCAAGGACACCGAUCCGGCGGAUCAGAUGGUGUUCCAGAAAGAACACGAGGAGGAGAUGGCGAAGCUGCAACAAGAGCAACAAGGAGAGAUGUCGCAGCAGCAGCAGCAGCAGAGGCAAGACGACCCGAAACGAGAAGAAUGA
Messenger RNA from Diplodia corticola, 1530 nucleotides. Its product is annotated as glycosyltransferase family 34 protein. Bases 1 to 1530 code for a protein of 509 amino acids. The transcript has 3 exons. Gene Ontology annotation, cellular component: Golgi membrane. Gene Ontology annotation, molecular function: glycosyltransferase activity. Gene Ontology annotation, biological process: protein N-linked glycosylation. The record is from RefSeq and is a predicted model, not a curated record. Lineage: Eukaryota; Fungi; Ascomycota; Dothideomycetes; Botryosphaeriales; Botryosphaeriaceae.